Molecule: messenger RNA, 885 nt
Organism: Lotus japonicus
Lineage: Eukaryota; Viridiplantae; Streptophyta; Magnoliopsida; Fabales; Fabaceae
Product: protein MAIN-LIKE 1-like
Exons: 3
Coding region: 1-885 (294 amino acids)
Source: RefSeq, a predicted model, not a curated record
AUGACUCUCUUUUGUGAUAAGAGUAACACGUCUGUCAGUGUUGCCUAUCUUGAGCUUUUCAGGGAUAUUAGCUUGGCUGGUCAGUAUGCAUGGGGUGCGGCGGCGUUGGCAUAUUUGUAUGGUCAGUUAGGGGAGGCUUGCAAAAAGACUGGGAGGACAGUUGCUGGAUUUGCAGGCGUGGGUAUAUGCACGUUUUCCUGGGUGCUGUUUGAGAGAAAGGAGUUCCCUCAAUACAAAGCGGGUAUGCCUGUGGCUAGGAGGUGGUUGGCAUUCAGGGGGACAAAGAAAGUGGACCAGAAGAGACUUAAUCUUGAUAACUUUCCUGCUGGUGGAGUGAUAUGGAGGCCUUAUAUGGACCACUAUGUUCAUCGUUCAUUUGAACAUGUCUCACUGUAUAGUGGAUUCAUCAGGUUCAGCGGCUCAGUUUAUCCAUACCUACCUGAGCGUGUAUCCAGGCAGUUUGGGAUUGUGCAGUCCAAGCCUCGAGCUCCUCCAUCAAAAGUUUCAUGCGAGGAUUGUGAUGCUAUGUGGAUGGAUUGGCGGAACCAUACUAUUAGAGGACGCUAUGUUGAUUACCCGCACGAGUGUGAUACUGAGUACAAUGACUGGUACAAACAACACUCACAUCCUUUCAUGAUUCCUGAGGAGCUGAGAGUUGACCGUUGGUCAUUUCUUGAGGGUCAGUUUGCUUUGCUGUCGACAUACUCUACUGUUGCUAUUGAUCCAGAGACUGUUGGGGCACCCGCAGAGGGCACAGCCAUGUGGGAUGUAGUUCAUACUAUGCAUUCCAUUAUUCAGAAGACAUUGGAGGGACCGGAGGAGCCAAAGCAACGUAGAAAGAAGAGGAGUGCUAGCGGGGUUGGGACUUCAGCUGAUUAUGAGUGA